Lates calcarifer (barramundi perch) is the source of this 2992-nucleotide messenger RNA. RefSeq names its product PRP3 pre-mRNA processing factor 3 homolog (yeast) (gene prpf3). Gene Ontology annotation, biological process: mRNA splicing, via spliceosome. Gene Ontology annotation, cellular component: U4/U6 x U5 tri-snRNP complex. Lineage: Eukaryota; Metazoa; Chordata; Actinopteri; Centropomidae. The record is from RefSeq and is a predicted model, not a curated record. The coding region runs from base 187 to 2325 and encodes 712 amino acids. The transcript has 17 exons.
GCUUCUAUUUCCGGUUCCGGGUCUUGAAUCCGUAACGUUGUGUGAACGGCGCGACUGAACAUAAAGUUUCACGCAAAACUUAGCAGUUUGAGUGACUUACGCGUCUUAGACUUGAUGAUUCAUAUUUGACUUUCGCAGUGUUAGCGAUCUGACAGCGGAUAAAAGCACAUUAGAGAGGAUCAGAGGAUGUCUCUUCCUAAGCGGGAGGUGGAGGAGCUGAGGCCAUGGGUGGAGCGUACGGUGAAGAAAGUGCUUGGUUUCUCAGAGCCCACUGUGGUCACUGCAGCUUUGCACUGCGUGGGAAAAGGGCUGGACAAAAGGAAGACUAUAGACCAGCUGCGUCCCUUCCUUGAUGACUCUGCUGGAGGUUUUGUGGAGCGUCUUUUUGAGGCGCUGGAGGAGAGCCGUAGCUCCCGUGGCAACAAAGGAGCAGGAGAAAAGAACCGCAAGAGAGACCUGAAGGAUGUGUUUGGUGAUGAAGCUGAAACAGGUGUAGUGCGAGAAAAUCCGGUGGCAGGAGAUGGGACGGCAGCAAAGCGGAAACGGGUCCCUCGCUUCGAGGAGGUGGAGGAGCCAGAGGUCAUACCCGGACCUCCAACUGAGAGUCCUGGCAUGCUUACCAAAAUGCAGAUCAAACAGAUGAUGGAGGCAGCCACAAAACAGAUCGAAGAGAGGAAGAAACAACUAAGUUUUGCCUCUUCAGUCCCUGCUUCACCACGGUUGCCACUUUCUACACCACAGUCACAAAUGGAAGCCUCUCCAGUGUCACGGCUUCUUGGCAAUUCUGCUGCUGCUGCAGCUGCUGGUGGUGCCUCAUCCAUCGCCCCCUCCCAGGCUGCCAGCUUCAUGAAUGAUGCUAUCGAGAAGGCCCGCAAGGCUGCUGAGCUGCAAGCACGCAUCCAGUCUCAGUUAGCCAUGAAACCUGGGAUCCUUGGAGCCUUGGGGAACACUGCGCCUCACAACCUAGUUGCGCUGGCUAAUCUACAUGCCAUGGGAAUUGCUCCACCGAAAGUAGAGGUCAAGGAGGUUAACAAGCCAACACCUCUUAUUCUGGAUGAGAAGGGAAGAACUGUGGAUGCCAGUGGCAAAGAGGUUGAACUCACUCACCGCAUGCCCACUCUGAAAGCUAACAUCCGAGCGGUAAAGAGGGAGCAGUUCCGUCAGCAGCUAAAGGAGAAGCCCGGGGAGGACUUGGAGUCCACAUCCUACUUCGACCAGCGUGUGUUUAUUACACCAGCUCAGCGCCCUCGCAGGAGCUUCAGAUUCCACGAACAAGGGCGCUUUGAGAAGAUUGCUCAGAGAAUUAGAACUAAGGCCCAGUUGGAAAGGUUGCAGUGUGAGAUCGCCCAGGCAGCAAAGAAGACAGGAAUCCAGGCAUCCACCAAGCUGGCCCUGAUUGCCCCUAAGAAGGAGAUUGGAGAAGGGGAGGUGCCCACCAUUGAGUGGUGGGACUCUUACAUCCUGCCCUACAACAUAGACAUAAAACCAGACACUUACUUUGACCAGCUGGAGCUCUUUGGUGUGACCAACCUGGUAGAACAUCCUGCCCAAAUUAGCCCUCCAGUUGACACAGAUAAGCCAGUCACACUGGGUGUAUACCUAACAAAGAAAGAACAGAAGAAACUGAGAAGACAGACUCGAAGGGAGGCCCAAAAAGAAGUGCAAGAGAAGGUUCGUCUGGGACUGAUGCCUCCACCAGAACCCAAAGUGCGUAUCUCCAACCUGAUGAGAGUGCUGGGGACGGAGGCAGUUCAGGACCCGACAAAAGUGGAGGCCCAUGUCAGAGCACAGAUGGCCAAGAGACAGAAGGCUCAUGAAGAGGCCAAUGCCGCUCGCAAACUCACAGCAGAGCAGAGGAAAGAGAAGAAGGUCAAGAAGUUAAAAGAAGACAUCACUGAUGGUGUUCACAUCGCAGUGUAUAGGAUCCGUAACCUGCAAAAUCCUGCUAAGAAGUUUAAAGUGGAGGCCAAUGCCAACCAGCUGUAUUUGACGGGCACAGUAGUUCUACACAAAGAUGUCAACCUUGUUGUGGUUGAGGGAGGCCCCAAAUCCCAGAAAAAGUUCAAGAGGCUGAUGAUGCACAGAAUCAAAUGGGAGGAACACAACAGUAAAAGAGAUGAUCCAGAUGGUGACGACGAUACAAAGAGAAACAACAAGUGUUGGUUGAUUUGGGAGGGGACAGCUAAAGAGCGUAGUUUUGGGGACAUGAAGUUCAAGCAGUGCCCCACAGAGAGCAUGGCCAGAGAACACUUCAAGAAGCACGGCACAGAACACUACUGGGACCUAGCUCUCAGUCAGAGUGUGUUGGACACCACAGAUGACUGAAACCUGCAGGGAGAGCAAGUAGUUUCAGUCGGCAAGCCCCCAGACCAACAGCCCCGCAGCCAGCCGACCUCCUCACUGCUAGCUGGCUGCCUUCACCUGGGGAGAUAAUCAAGAGACUUGAACAUAGAAAAGGAGGAACAAUAAACCUGUGUGGAUGCUUUAGUGAGAAUGUGAGACAGAUCAGGGUGUGUGUAGGGCAGUAUGUGUGUGUAUGCCUGCAUCAGUGUUCAUUUCUUUGGUGGUAGGCUCCUGUGUCAGAUAUUGUUGUCUAUUAUUACUGGAUAGAUAACAGUGUGUAAAUCGCUUACCCAAGGCUUUAUGUGAUGACAAGAAACGGUGUCCAAUUAUGUUGUGACUGAAGUGUUGUGAUGAAAUCCCCAUGUACACUGAUAAUAAUCCCUGUGUGAGUCAAGCAGUUAAUAAAAACCAACCCAUCAGUGAAUGGCUGCACUGCUAUUGAGCUAAUACAUUAAGAGUAAACCUGGGAGGAUAUGUGGGUAAUGUUACAGCAUUGUUAUAAGACUUACUGUAGUUCUUACAGGAACACACACAAGUUUCCAACUGCAUUUUUUUUCUUUUGGACAAAAGAGCAAAUCUUUGACUUGCCUGUAGCUGUAUUUCUCUGUAAUAUUACAGUCACAGCCUUAAAUAAACAACAUUAAAUCAA